This is a messenger RNA of Geodia barretti, 384 nucleotides long. NCBI's taxonomy places the organism in Eukaryota, Metazoa, Porifera, Demospongiae, Tetractinellida, Geodiidae. The record is from the annotation of a GenBank genome assembly.
AGCUGCCAGGUGUGUUGGUACAGGAGCUCUGACAGCCACCAUUCAUGUUUUUGCACUCAUCAAUAUCUGUUCAGAAAAACUCUUCAUCCCCAAGGCAAGUGCAGCUGUAGGAACCAGGUGUGUUCACACAGGUCUCUCUACAGAGGGACGGGUCUUCAGCACAUUCAUCCACAUCUGAAACAGUUUACAAGCAAAAACUAACUUGUGCUUUGCUUGGUGGUUUAAAUUAAUGUAUGUUUCAAAGAGUACACACAUACCUUCACAAGUGGUACCAUUGGUAGACAAACGGUACCCAACGUACUCAUCACAAGUACACCUGUAGCUCCCUUCAGUGUUGAUACAGCGAGCCGGUGUGGGUCCACUUCUGUUGCAUGUAUCGAUCCC